Molecule: messenger RNA, 1245 nt
Organism: Candidozyma haemuli
Lineage: Eukaryota; Fungi; Ascomycota; Pichiomycetes; Serinales; Metschnikowiaceae
Exons: 1
Coding region: 1-1245 (414 amino acids)
Biological process (GO): Golgi organization
Cellular component (GO): Golgi apparatus
Molecular function (GO): protein binding
Source: RefSeq, a predicted model, not a curated record
AUGUUUUCAUUUGCAAGAAAGCUCGUUGACCGUCUCGACGGCUCCAAUCUUCUGCAACACCAAUCAGACAACUCAUAUUUUAAAGAUACCUUAAAAAUCAACAACAAUGGCUACGGCCUCCGUGUCCUCAAGGUUAUUCCACAUUCUGGCGCUCACAGACUUGGACUAGAGGCGUGGUUUGACUACAUUGUGAGAAUCAACAAUAAUGAAUUGCCCAUGAAAUAUCCCCUCAAUAGCUCCUAUAGCGUCAAUGACGAUGGUGCUGUCAAUUACGGCCAGGGAUCCGAGGAAGCUGGUAUCAUAGAUUGGGACGCUCUUGCGUUGGAACUUGAGAACAUAGCGCAUCAUAAUGGACCGAGAACGGUCGAAUUCGAAGUCUGGAAUGCUAAAGGUGGAGUAAUUCGUCAAGUACGUAUUCCACUAGACGAGUUCAAAAAAGAACUCCUGGCUGACACUGGUGCAGACGAAAAGGCUUAUCUUAAUAAUUUCCAACAGAUUGGACUCACCGUGCAAUCAGAACACUUGAAUACCGCUACUUAUGUCUGGCGUAUUCUUAACACGCAUCCAGGCUCUCCCGCCUUUGAUGCAAAACUUGUUCCUCAUUCCGAUUACGUCAUUGGAUGUGAUUCACUUUUCGAGGAGGAUGGCCACGGCAAGGGCCUCUUGUCCAAUGGUGGUGAAAGAUUAUUCUCACAGACAGUUUCAAACUACUACAGUCACCACAGUUCGCUGCAGCAGAUAGGCACAGUCCCCAUUUUGUUGUACGUCUACAACCACGACCACGAUAUUUUACGUCCAGUGACCGUCAACCUAUCACGAGAAUGGUCCAGUGGAACAGCUAGAGGUAUUUUGGGCUGUGAUGUUGGAUACGGCUGGCUUCAUCGUAUACCAGAAGUGGUUGGAAAGUUCGACAAUAUGGAGACCAUCGAAGACCUUCUUUUUGAAAAUAACGUCGAUUUGAAGUAUAACCUUAAUGAAUCAUCGGACCAAGGACAGAGUGCGGCAGCGCCACCUACAUCGUCAUCAGGACCAUCAUUCGUGCCACUGGCGGCUCCUAUUGCUCCUCCUCCAGUUGCACCACCAGCGAAAGCUGCAAAGAAGAAGAAGCAUCAUGGAUCUGCAAACGUCGACCUAACCAAUUUUAUGAACGAAGAACUAGAUAAGUCAAAGGCAUCAGAUGUGAAGUAUGGAGAAGUUGCCGAGGAUACUCCUCCACCCCCACCACCAAAAGUCGCUAGAGGAUAA